Radiomyces spectabilis is the source of this 1879-nucleotide messenger RNA. RefSeq lists its product as uncharacterized. NCBI's taxonomy places the organism in Eukaryota, Fungi, Mucoromycota, Mucoromycetes, Mucorales, Radiomycetaceae. Gene Ontology annotation, biological process: protein transport. Bases 253 to 1536 code for a protein of 427 amino acids. The record is from RefSeq and is a predicted model, not a curated record. The transcript has 2 exons. Gene Ontology annotation, cellular component: cytoplasm.
UGAUCUGCUAAGGAAGAAAAGAUGAGCUGGAAUUUCUUUUUCUUUCUCCUUGCAGUUUAGAGUCACCACUGGUGCGGCUGGACCGUUUGACCGUUGUGACUCACAUGGAAGGCAAUUGAUGCCUGCAUGAUGAUUUGCUUAUUUUUUUUAGGGUUCUAUAUUUUUUUUUCCAGAAGGCAAUCCUUUUAAAGUAAAAGCAUCUACUUUCCUUUUUGCCUUUCUUCCUGCUCCUUCUCCUCCUGAACAAUCUUUAUGACUUCUUCUUUUUCUACUUCAUCCUCUUUUUUAGAAUUGGAGCGGCAAGUAUCGCUCCAAGAAUUACAAGACCAACCACAGCUGACAUUCAACGAACCGGCGCGACCUCUGCGGUACGUGAGCAUUCACAAUCGACAGUUUCGACGACCACCGGCCCAUUUUUACGUGCAAACGACAAGAGAGUAUUACAAUCAUGAUCAUCGUAUUUUGUGUUAUCCAGGAGCCGUAUUUCAGGGCACCGUUCACAUCAAGCUCAAUGAACCGCUUGCUGCACAGCAUGUCAAACUAAUAUUUAAAGCCUCGGAGAAAAUCAACUAUGACGCUCUCGGAUGGUCAAAAAAAGCCAAGAGCCAGCGGCUGUUUGCGGUACGAACGAUUUUGUGGGGAGCUUCCGAAGCCGGCCAUCGUCCGCAUAAUGCAUGGCCUGUCAUGGAAGCCGGUGAGCACGCCUUUCCCUUUAUGUGCGAAAUGCCACUCGUCAACUAUCCGCCUUCAUUCCGGCAUUACCUAGUGAACGUUGUAUUCUCUCUGAUCGCCGUCAUCGAACGUCCGGGACAACGGCCAUUUCAAACUGAGCCGUAUUUGAUACAAUAUCAACCUGUUGUGGAAACGCAUCGGUCUAAAUUACCGAUCCUGUACCGUGAUGAAGCUCGUGUUACCAAUCAAAUUUCUGCUCGAAUUGCAUUACCAGGUCUAGCUUACACCAUCACAGACGCGCCCAUUGUUAUUCCGCUAAAAUUCUCACUGUGCAAUGUGAAAUCCAAAUUGCCCAUGGCCAAAGUACGCGUAUUGCUCCAACAAAAGAUUCGAAUCACCAACGGUAAAUCGUUACGGGUCAAAGCGGCAACAGUGCAUGUGGCCGAACAUUCGUUCCGUUCGUGUAAAGCCGACACCGAAUCGAUGACGUUUCGACUACGAUUGCAACCAGAAGAGAUCACACCUAACUUGACCUAUUCUGAACGACUGAAAAUUGAAUACACUCUCAUCAUGACCGUCAAGUUACGGCAUGGGCUUUUAGUCACGAAACGAACAUUAUUCGAAGUCCCAAUUUGGUUUGGCACUCUCAUGUCAGGAGCCCAACCCCCUGUUGAUCUAGUUAACUUCACAGAUGACCAAGUAAUGCAUGAUUCCACACUGCAAACGAAGCCCAAAUUUUUACGAUCGCCCAACUUGGAUGAAGAAUACCAUCUACCUCCAUACGAUGCAAUCAAACCACCCGAAUACGCCGCGGCGACCGCUCACACAAUGAUCGCAGCGCCAAUCCCUGCUGCAUCAUCCUGAACAGUUUACCCUUACGACCUGCCCCUUCAUUGCCGUUACCUGUCCAUUCUUUCCAUACUCUUUCUCUACCCCUUUUUUCAUAUACCCAAGUCCUUUUUUUGAUGGGUCGCAUAUUUAUAUACUGUGAGAGGCACCUUAUAAAUUAAUCACUUUAACAUCUCUUUUCAGCCUCGGUCUUUACUUCAAAUUUUUUCGGAGCAUAUUCACAGGAUUCCGUUGUCAAGGGGAACUACAUUUGCUGGUAAAUCUGCAUGCCGGCAGCAUAAUUUUCCAAAGGCUGCUAAGCAACCAUCGAAUGCAACUCCAUAACUCCAAAAUAAAAUAAAGUAUCGUUAAAGUCGAC